Helianthus annuus (common sunflower) is the source of this 1350-nucleotide messenger RNA. Its product is annotated as triacylglycerol lipase 2. The record is from RefSeq and is a predicted model, not a curated record. Lineage: Eukaryota; Viridiplantae; Streptophyta; Magnoliopsida; Asterales; Asteraceae. The transcript is spliced from 9 exons. Bases 1 to 1266 code for a protein of 421 amino acids. Gene Ontology annotation, biological process: lipid metabolic process. Gene Ontology annotation, molecular function: hydrolase activity, acting on ester bonds.
AUGGGGUCACUAUUGUCUUUAUCUGUUGUUGCUGAAGAAAACCAAGAUUUUGAUCCGAUAAGCAAAUCAAAUUAUCAUAAAUUGAUUUCUUUAGCCAACCAACCGCGCUUCUCUUCAAAUGAAACAACCGCAGUUGUUGCUAGUACUGCUGCUGCUUCUAAUGCUGACGGCAUAUGCCAGUCAAUAGUGGUGCCACGUGGCUACCCUUGCGAAGAACAUAAAGUGAGAACAAAAGAUGGUUUUGUGCUAAGCUUACAAAGAAUACCACUAGGACGCGCGGGUGGCAAGAGGGGCAGUCGGGUCCCUGUUCUUUUGCAACAUGGUCUCCUAAUGGACGGUAUAACAUGGUUGUUGAGCCCACCAGACGAGUCAUUGGCUUUAGUGUUGGCUGAUAACGGGUUCGAUGUGUGGAUCGUUAGUUCACGAGGAACCAAAUAUAGUCGCGGUCAUGCAUAUCUCAAGCCUGAAGAUGAGGCAUAUUGGGAUUGGACAUGGGAUGAGUUAGCAGCAUAUGAUCUUCCAGCUACAUUUCAAUAUGUUCACAGUCAAACGGGCCAGAAACUGCAUUAUGUUGGCCACUCGUUGGGAACUUUGAUCGCUAUGGCUGCAUUUUCGAAAGGGGAACUUGUUAGUAUGCUAAGGUCUGCGGGUUUGCUUAGUCCCGUUGCUUAUGUGGGCGAGAUCACAUCCCCGUUAGGCAGAAACGCUGCUGAAAACUUCAUUGCUGAAACUUUGAAGUGGUUGGGCCUUCACGAGUUUAAUCCAAAAGGGGAUGCCGUGACCAAGUUUCUCAAGAAAAUCUGUGCGCAACGAGGCGUUGACUGUACCAACUUGUUGAAUUCAUUCACAGGCAAAAACUGUUGCUUGAAGCCUUCGAUAGUUGAUGUUUUUCUAGACCACGAGCCUCAACCGAGCUCAACAAAAAACAUGAUUCAUAUAGCUCAAAUGAUAAGAGAUGGAACGAUCCGAAUGUAUGACUAUAACGAUGCGGGCCAAAACAGAAAGCGCUACGGGCAGCCCACACCGCCAGCUUACAACAUAGAAAACAUACCAAAGAACGUUCCACUUUUCCUCAGCCAUGGCGAUGCAGAUUCCCUUUCAGAUGUCAAUGAUGUGAAUCAUUUGUUAAGAACACUUAAACAUCAUGAUCAAGACAAGAUUGUGGUUCAAUUCGUAAAAGGUUAUGCUCAUGCUGAUUUUGUUAUGGGCACAAAUGCUAGACAGGUUGUGUAUGAACCUCUUAUGGCCUUCUUCAAGCGUCAUUGAGAAUGCAUUGACACUAAAUGAUUUAAUUAGUGUAUGAACCUCUUGUUCAUGUUUGUGUGUUUUGAGUUUAUUUGUUGUUAAUAU